AUGUCACCAUCGCUACAUCCACAAUUCCGGGCAAAGGCCGUGUGCAGGCUAACGUGCAAGAGUUGUCUCUCGGACGUAUGCAUGCGUGGGAUGAAAGCCAUCCUCCUGGCCGACGCGAGAAUUGAGCUCUACUCCACAGAUCGACCACCGAAAGGAGUGCAGCUGGUAUAUGAUGACUACAGGACCCGGAACUGCAAAUGCCGGAUCCGCGAUAUCGCCUGUCUCGGCUGCGGAAGCACCCUCGGAUACCACGUCACCCAGCCUUGCGAAUCGUGCCUCGAGGCCUGUAACAAUGGACAUUUUUGGAUGUUUCAUUCGGAUGGUGUAUCGUGCACUGAGCGG
Gamsiella multidivaricata is the source of this 342-nucleotide messenger RNA. Its product is annotated as protein FAM72. Gene Ontology annotation, cellular component: cytosol. The transcript has 2 exons. NCBI's taxonomy places the organism in Eukaryota, Fungi, Mortierellomycota, Mortierellomycetes, Mortierellales, Mortierellaceae. The record is from RefSeq and is a predicted model, not a curated record. The annotation marks the transcript as partial.